GUUAAAUGAAUUAAGCCUCAAGUUCUCACUCCAGAAACCUUUAUAAUUAUAAUGGAACUGCCUACUCAACAGACAACAUGAGAGUGUAUAGUAAAUCUCCUAAAAAUGCAUAAUAAUACAAUAAUAGAUAUUAACCCUGUAUUUAUUCCACAAUGAACAAUAUCCAAAACUUGCAAUCUCUCAAAAACUAAAUAUCCUAAUUAUAAUCUGUUUUAACUCAAUAACACCGAAAAAGUAGUUUCACAAGAUCCAAAGCAGACUCCUCGGCAAACAUUUCAAAUGAUAGAUCCUUCUACACUAUGAUUAAGGAAUAGUUGAAAUAGGUUAACAAUUUACACACCGUUGAAAAAGAUUAGAGCAAUCAAAAUAUCAAUCAAACUACUCAAUAACCCUAAAAGGAUUAAGUAAACAACAAGAAGUUAGAACAAGAUACAGAAAAACAAUCUAAAAACAUCACUCCUUAAGGUAGUGCUGUGAAGAAUCCAAGCAUCUUAAAAGAUACUACAAAUAAUAUGAUUAAGAGUGAAAAAUAAUAAGCAUUGCGACAAUUGCUAUAUCCAGCGAGCGAGACUAAAGGAGAAAGGAAUACAAAGCCAAAUAAUAAAUUAGAAGAUUAGCUUCGAGUGAGACUUCAAGAAAAGUUGACGUAUUUGGAAUAGAAUAAAUAAGAAAAAUUGACUAAAUUAGUUUAAGGUACAAUCUAUUAAUCAAUUUUAUAGAGUUUAAGAAUUCAAAGAAAAUAUUAGAGGAGGACUAUUAAAAUUAGGUUUAAAAUGAGAUUCAAAUAUUUGAAAGGAAACUCAGAAAAUUGAUGAUGUCAUAAAAUAAGGAUAAGAAACUAAAAAGACUUAAAAAGAGUAGUUUGUUAUUGAAUUCUAAAUUAAAUCAAGAGUCACCUUGUAUGGUAUUGUUUGCAAUAAUUUGAAUAGCUUAGAGUUCAUCAUAAUCAUCAGAAAAUGAAAUUAAAAGUUCCUACAAUUUAUUGAACACUUUCAAAAGAUCAGAUAGAACCCAAUUAAUCAGUAGUUUUAAAAAAGAUUGUAAAAUUUUGAAUUUCAAUAUUUAUAGCUUCCAUAAAUAAGGAUAAAAAGCAGAAGGUCCGAUUUGAAAAUGAAUAAGGCACACGCUUUAAGACUGAAACAGAAAAUAAUUGA
Messenger RNA from Paramecium octaurelia, 1154 nucleotides. Lineage: Eukaryota; Ciliophora; Oligohymenophorea; Peniculida; Parameciidae. The record is from the annotation of a GenBank genome assembly.